CAAUGGCAUUUUGCUUAAUAUGUGUUAUCAAAGGCAUUCAAAGUGGGAUGUUUUAUCAAAGGCAUUCAAAGUGGGAUGUCUUAUCAAAGGCAUUCAAAGUGGGAUGUUUUAUCAAAGGCAUUCAAAGUGGGAUGUUUUAUCAAAGGCAUUCAAAGUGGGAUGUUUUAUCAAAGGCAUUCAAAGUGGGAUGUUUUAUCAAAGGCAUUCAAAGUGGGAUGUUUUAUCAAAGGCAUUCAAAGUGGGAUGUUUUAUCAAAGGCAUUCAAAGUGGGAUGUUUUAUCAAAGGCAUUCAAAGUGGGAUGUUUUAUCAAAGGCAUUCAAAGUGGGAUGUCUUAUCAAAGGCAUUCAAAGUGGGAUGUUUUAUCAAAGGCAUUCAAAGUGGGAUGUUUUAUCAAAGGCAUUCAAAGUGGGAUGUUUUAUCAAAGGCAUUCAAAGUGGGAUGUUUUAUCAAAGGCAUUCAAAGUGGGAUGUUUUAUCAAAGGCAUUCAAAGUGGGAUGUUUUAUCAAAGGCAUUCAAAGUGGGAUGUUUUAUCAAAGGCAUUCAAAGUGGGAUGUCUUAUCAAAGGCAUUCAAAGUGGGAUGUUUUAUCAAAGGCAUUCAAAGUGGGAUGUUUUAUCAAAGGCAUUCAAAGUGGGAUGUUUUAUCAAAGGCAUUCAAAGUGGGAUGUUUUAUCAAAGGCAUUCAAAGUGGGAUGUUUUAUCAAAGGCAUUCAAAGUGGGAUGUUUUAUCAAAGGCAUUCAAAGUGGGAUGUUUAAUCAAAGGCAUUCAAAGUGGGAUGUUUUAUCAAAGGCAUUCAAAGUGGGAUGUUUUAUCAAAGGCAUUCAAAGUGGGAUGUUUUAUCAAAGGCAUUCAAAGUGGGAUGUUUUAUCAAAGGCAUUCAAAGUGGGAUGUCUUAUCAAAGGCAUUCAAAGUGGGAUGUUUUAUCAAAGGCACUUAUAUUGCUAAGUGUUUCACAUUUGGAUGCUUUAUGGCCAAUGGAUUUGGUAGAUAUAUAUAGAGUGUGUGUUCAUCACUUUAAUUAUUAUUGUAUACAUUCUUUUCAGUACAUGUACUGUACAUCAUGUACAUGUAUAUUAAUUGUAUUAAAUGUUGAUGCCAUUGGGGUUUUAUGGAUUUAAAUGAUACUUAAGGACUUUGCCUUCCUAAAAUAUAUUUAUAAAAUCAUAGCCUGAAAGCUUAAAAAAAUUGCAUGGUUAACAAUAGAGGUGUCAAGUAUUAACCGGUUAACUGGUUAACCGCCGAUAAUGCCUUGACCGGUCUGUGUUUUUAUGGGCGGUUAGUUGACCGUGUAUAUAAUUCUGUUAUUUCCCGCGCUUAUUUUGCAUGCUAAUCCGUUUGGUUUUAUGGUGUCAGUUUCACGUAAGCUACUCAUACAUGUCAUAAGUCCUAUAACUCCUUACAAACAUCCAAUCAGCAACUUUAAUCCCUGCCACAUUGCUUUCCCGCGCUUACUUUGCAUUUUAAUCUGUUUGUUUUUCAAGCGUCAGUUUCAUGUGAGCUACUCACACAUGUGAUAGGUCCGAUAAUUCCUUACAAACAUCCAAUCAGCAACUUUAAUUCCUGCCACAUUGCUUUCCCGCGCUUACUUACAUAGAAUAGAGUAAAGCUUUACGAACGUAAAAAUAAACGCUGAUAUAUAAUUUUUCCAAUUUUUUUCAACUUUCAAGAUCGAAGAUGAAGAUUUCAUUUGAAAUUAUCAGUUCAAAUUUCCCGCCGUUUAACCGACUUUAACCGGUAAAAACCCCCGGUUAAUGCUCAAGCGGUUAAUUGACACCACUACUUAACAAAGAUGAGGAGUUUUAAGGAUUUUUAACCUACCUGCAUCAUAAAU
Molecule: messenger RNA, 1831 nt
Organism: Owenia fusiformis
Lineage: Eukaryota; Metazoa; Annelida; Polychaeta; Sabellida; Oweniidae
Source: the annotation of a GenBank genome assembly